Messenger RNA from Cladophialophora carrionii CBS 160.54, 792 nucleotides. RefSeq lists its product as uncharacterized. Lineage: Eukaryota; Fungi; Ascomycota; Eurotiomycetes; Chaetothyriales; Herpotrichiellaceae. The record is from RefSeq and is a predicted model, not a curated record. The transcript has 5 exons. The coding region runs from base 1 to 792 and encodes 263 amino acids.
AUGGGUUCACAGCGAAGAGACCAUCUGCCAAAGGAAGACCCUAAUUACAGUACCAAACAAGAAAGCGACUGUCUUCGCGACCGAGUGUACGGAGUACAGGCAAAGCUUCUACCGCACAACCUGCCGUGUGUUACUCAUGACAACGUGAUAGGCGACGCGCGGCUCCUGGAGGACCUCGUCCUCGCCAACCACAUCCUCCACCACAACCACGUCGUGGACGCGCACGCGUUCGGGCACGUCUCCAUCCGCCACCCGACCGACCCGUCGCGGUUCAUCAUGUCGGCGAACAUGGCUCGCGCGCUUGUGCGCUCCGCGGCCGACUUGGCCGAAUACAACGUCGGCGACGCGCCCAACCUGCCCAUCGUGACGGGCCCCAAAGGGGCCUCGUGGAACGGUUGGGGGCCGCUUUCGCCGGCCAUUUCUCGUGGGGCAGGUCACCACGCCGACCUGCCGGAGCAGGCGGUCGUUCUGAUGCGCCGUCAUGGGUUUACGACGUGGGGGACGAGCUUGAAGGGGGCGAUCUACCGAGCCGUGUAUGCGACCAAGAACGCCAAGUUGCAGACGGCGGCGACGUUGCUGAGGGGUGCAUUUGACGCGGACCCGAAGAAUGCAAGGGGGGACUUGAAGGAUGGAGGGCCGACGGGGCCCAUCCAUGCGUCUGAGCCGCUGACGCAGGAUCAGGCUCGGGAUGCGAACAUCAUGAACUCGAGGGCCGGAGAGCGGGUAUGGGUUGUUUGGGUCCAGGAGGUCAAGUGUCAGGCUUUGUACACAAGCAGCGUAUAUCAAGGGUAG